GCGAGCCGCCGGCCCGGCCGCCAUGGCCGCCGCCGCGCUGGCCCGGCUGAGGGGGCCGCUGGCCGCGGCCUUCAGCAGCGCGGCGGCGGCGGGAAGCGGGCGGCCGCCCCCGCCCGGGAAGCUGACGGUGCGGCGGCAGGCGGAGGGCGUCCGAAAUAUUAUCUUGAACAACCCGAGGAAAAGAAACGCCCUGUCCCUCUCCAUGCUGCAGUCCCUCAGGGAGGACCUGCUGCACGACGUCAAAGGCAAAGACCUCCGAGUUAUCAUCAUUUCAGCUGAAGGACCUGUAUUUUGUUCUGGCCAUGAUUUAAAGGAACUGUCAAGCGAAGAUGAUGUGAAGCAUCAUUCCCAAGUAUUUGAAAUAUGUGCAGAGGUUAUGACUUUAAUCCAGAAGCUUCCAGUACCAGUGAUUGCCAAAGUAAAUGGCUUGGCUACAGCAGCAGGCUGUCAGCUUGUGGCAAGCUGUGACAUCGCAGUGGCAAGUGAGAAAUCUCAAUUUGCUACUCCUGGUGUAAACAUUGGACUGUUUUGCUCUACACCAGCUGUGGCCUUGGGCAGAUCUCUUCCAAGAAAGGUGGCAUUAGAGAUGCUUUUCACGGGUGAACCUCUUUCUGCCCAAGAAGCAUUAAUGCAUGGGCUUGUCAGCAAGGUGGUACCAGAAGACAAGCUGGAAGAGGAGACCAUGAAAAUCUCUCAAAAGAUAUGCGAAAGCAGCAAAUCCGUCCUGGCAUUGGGGAAAGCCACCUUUUACAGACAGAUGACACAGGACCUUGAUACUGCCUACAGAAUGACUACCCAGGUCAUGGUAGACAAUUUGACUUUGAGAGAUGGGCAGGAAGGUAUUGAAGCCUUUAUUCAGAAACGUAAACCUGUCUGGUCACACUCUCAGGAUGAGAAGAAAUGAGUCUUGUUUCCUUAGCUGUGCUUUAUGAUUAUUCACGCAGUUGCCUUCAGGAACUAUAUUUUUGUUCUUACUGCAAGUUAAAUUUCUCUUCUUACAAAUGCCAAAGACACAAUAAAUUUAUUCUAAGUAUAAAAUAAAUAUUAAGAAAAAAUCAAAUGGAAUGGGUUUUUUUCAGCAAUUAAUUUAAUCUAUGGGUUUAGAAGGAACUCUGUGCUGCAAAAAUCAGUUUAAUAUGUCCCAGGUUACUUAGGGAAUUGCAGGGGCUGGGAGAGAGCUCAGAUCACCCUAUUCAGUACCUGUCCCCAUAGUUCUGGAUGAGAAUUUCCAUUUAUUGUUAUUAAUAAAUAAUUAAAGGGCUUGGAGACAUUCCAGAGAUUAUAGUAGUAGAUAUUGUAAUGGAUUCCAGUACUGUUUAUAUGUUACAGACAAAAGCCUGUAACAGUAGUCCAUUGCUCCUUAUGAAUAUAGCUGCUUAUGAAGUGUAUGUAUUAUUAGUUUGUCUCCCUCAGCAAAUCCUGGUUUUCCACCACCAGUUCAAGCACUUGUCCCAGCUCUACAGAAUUUUGCUAUUGACUACAGUGAGGCUGAGCACGACUUGGGGGCAUUUAGUUUCACAAAGGGCACAUUGUGAAGCCACUGCCUCUGGGCUUCAGGAGAGAUUCUGACCUGGCAGUGUUUCGACCCAGCUGUAAUUUUCAGGCUGUACGUGUUCAGUUUAUCACAGAAUCUUAGAUAUGUUAGUUGCAAAGUCCAUCCUUGUGCUCAGAGUUGGGAUUUUACUGACACUGGAGCAGUUCAGUCAUGGAUUUAUGGUUGUGACAACCUCCAACAGCAGGCAUUCAGCUGCUUCUCUGGGUAAUCUGUUACAGCAGUGUACAACUCUCCUGGUGAAAUAUUUUUUUUAAUGUCCAGUCUGAGCCUUGAAGCAGCAUUUUUUUGGCCGUUGCCCCUUGUUACAUUGUCUGACAUUAUUGAGAAAAUUUCAGCUCCAUUAUCUUUGUAACUCUCUUCAAGUAAUCACAGGCUGCAGUUAGACCACACUUAGACUCCUCUGUGCCAGACUGAACAGGUCCAGCUUCUUCCACUCUCCCUGUAGGUCAUGUUCUCUGGGUAACCAGCUUGGUAGCUCACCAGUGGAGCAAUUCCAGUUUCUCCACAUCCCUUUUGUACUGGUUGUGCCAAAACUGGACUGUACUCCAAAUAUGGCCUCACCAGUGCUGAGCAGAGGAGAACAAAGUACUCCCUCCAUCUGAUGACCACUCUGAGUCAGUCAGUAUUGCUCAGUAUGCGUUUUGUCUUAUUUGUGAUGAGAAUGCACUGUUGGCUCUUACUCAGUUGGGCAUCCACUGUAAACCCGGUUUCAGCAGGACUGCUGCUCUGCCAGUCAGCUCCUAGCCACUACUGGUGCUUGGGGUUAUUCUUCCUCAGGUGCAGAAACUUGCAUUUCUCCUUAGAUUAUGGUUCUUCUGGAUUGAAGCCAGGCCAUUCGGUGUGUCAGCCAUUCCCCCAAUUUCGCAUCAUUGGCAGAAUUUCUGAUGAUGUAUUAUUGAUUCUGAAUGAUAUCAGCCUUGGUACCAAUCCAUGGCGAUCAAUGUGGGAUGGCAUCUCCGCAAAGACAUUUCUUCUGAAGUUCCACACAGCCAGAUCAUGAAGGCUCAUCUAUUUAAUCCUUAAAUAGGCAUCUAAGAAAGACCGGGUGAAUCACUGUAUGAAUGGGCCUUUUUUCUUUUGUUGACAGUAACAGUAGCCUAAAGUGCUAAACUCAGAUUUAGAUGUCUUAAAUUAGAUCAGAUGAAUCCUACCUACAGCUACUAAAGCUCCAAAUGUGGAAGUAUCAUAAAUCAAGAAGGAUUUUUUUAAGGUAUGUUUGCUCCCAUGUCCUUGGUUCCCUGUCUGUAUGAGUGUUAGUUCAUUCCUCUGUUCUCCUCUGGAGUGAUCAGGUACCCAGCAAAGUCCUGGGACAGUUUCCUCCUGGGAUCGAUUACUCAGUAUGGAUGAAUCCACACGAGCUUUGGCUUGCUUAGCCCUUCACAGUGCCCUGAUACUAUCCCCAUAGGCCUUGCCUAAUUCUGCUGAGCAUCCUCAGACUCGUGCUAAAAACCACCCUGCUGACAGGCCUGCCUGUUAUUUUGGGCACUUUGAACUGAAGAACUGCUGCAAUGAAUACUCAACACCUUUGUCUUUGGGCCAUGAAAGAGCUCUGUGGAGUGAGAGGAAGCCCAGGCCAAGUGCUGUGCAAUGCAGUUGCUGCAGUUCUGCUUCAGAAUGACCCGAGCAUGAGAGCCAUUUCACAAAAGACAAUGCUGGUAGUGUCAGCCUUGUCAUGUCCCCCUGUUACGAGAAGUGGUCUCAUGGUUCGGUCAAUCUGCCUCCCGCGCACUAGCAACGGGCUAUAGGCUGUCAGUGCACUGCUGGUAUCAAGGCGUUGAAUGACACUUUGCUUCCUGAGUAGCAGAAUUAAAUUCUGUUAUUCCUUAUACUGGAGGCAAAACUUGGAUAGUAUGGAGCAAAAAUCAGACUCUUUUUCUAUCUCGCCUACACAUUUUCAUUCAAACCAGCGAUAUAAAUACUCAUAUCAUUUAUACAUAUACAGCUCCAUAGAACAAUUCUAUUUUCCAUCUACAAUGCAUACUUAGGAUAGAGAAAGCAAUUUCCAGUUCUGCUGACAUUUUUAAUUUGAGAAGUGGAAAUUUAAACUUGAAUUCACCAUUAAAAAUAGCUUGUUUGUAUAGGAAUGUGGAAAUUGUGCCUAACUGGGAACAGUUGUUUUAAAAAUAUAAACUUGUAUUGUUACCACUAGGAAAGAUGGAUAAGUUUAUAUAAACUCACAUAGUUUAUAUAGGUUAGGAACUUUUAUGAGCAGUUAAGAGAUAGAAGGGUUAAAUCUGGAGUCCAAUAACCUUCAUCAUGUCCUUUUUAAUGCAGUAAGAUGCUGCACGUAGACUCUGUUCCCACAUGCUGCUCUAAAACCAUUAGGAAAGAGUAAAUUGUUUUUAAAAAUAUUUAUAUUUAAUGGCUAUCUUGCAACUACUCAGCAAAUCUCUACUGGCUCUGUUGUUCCAGGCUUUUAGAAAUAAGUACAUUAUCUGAUUUUUGCAGAAUAGUGCUCCUUCCAACUAACUGCAGUAAUAAAAUGUUUUCACUGGCCAUGUUAAAACAUGAGUGAUAGCUUGGAUGAGCACAUUAUUUCAGAUAUUUAGAAAUCCUCCUUCUGCAAUUGAUUGUCAACUACACAAGACAGGUCUUGUCAUUAUUAAUAACUCCUGCUUAAAAUUUCUGAAGAAAAUAAAAUCUGCAUUUUUAAAGAA
Molecule: messenger RNA, 4212 nt
Organism: Tyto alba (common barn owl)
Lineage: Eukaryota; Metazoa; Chordata; Aves; Strigiformes; Tytonidae
Gene: ECHDC3
Product: enoyl-CoA hydratase domain containing 3
Exons: 5
Coding region: 23-904 (293 amino acids)
Cellular component (GO): mitochondrion
Molecular function (GO): hydro-lyase activity
Source: RefSeq, a predicted model, not a curated record